Messenger RNA from Daphnia carinata, 438 nucleotides. RefSeq names its product cytochrome b-c1 complex subunit 8-like (gene UQCR-Q). Gene Ontology annotation, biological process: mitochondrial electron transport, ubiquinol to cytochrome c. NCBI's taxonomy places the organism in Eukaryota, Metazoa, Arthropoda, Branchiopoda, Diplostraca, Daphniidae. Bases 135 to 383 code for a protein of 82 amino acids. The record is from RefSeq and is a predicted model, not a curated record. The transcript is spliced from 3 exons.
CUUAUUUUUCCCUUAUUAUAUUUAUCAAUCUCAUAUUGAUUGUAACUGAACAAGUGCAUUUUUACAUGGCAACCUUUACCUUCUGCUUCGCCAUCUUCUGCUAGAUCACGUAAUAGACCUAAACUAGAAGAAAAAUGGGUAAACAUUUCGGAGAGUUGACUAAGCUUCGAGGCAUUAUUCAGUUCCGCCUUUCGCCUCACGAACAAAGGGCCUUUGCCGGAGCCCUUUCCCAAGGAAUCCCCAACACCCUUCGUCGUAUUUGGAGCGAAUUGUUCAUCAUGGGCGUCCCUCUUGGACUAUGCUACUUGGUAUAUGACCAGACAGAGAAGGAACACACUCGUCUAUUGCGGAAAAACCCUGCUGACUUUGAACAUGAAAAGUAAAGUUGUUCAUAAGCCACACAUUCUGUAGACAGUAAAUACAUUGAAAACUUAUUCA